AUGGUGUUCUUGUCUGUCAUUGAACUAAGAGCAGCAAUUCAAGACAGGACCAAAGAAUGGGUUGUGAAGAAGUAUGUGGGUGAGCAUACAUGUGAAAGAGAGUGGGCACUCAAGCAAUUUAUAGCAAGAUAUUUCGCUGGCAAGUAUGUGGAAACAUUUAGAGCUGAUGAGAAGAUGACACUACAGAACUUUGGCAGACUUGUUCAGUUGGACUACAACAUGCUACCUACUAGAAGUAAGCUAGCUAGAUCAAGGAGGAUUGCACUAAAGAAAAUUCAUGGAGAUGAACUUGAGCAGUAUAAUUUACUGUGGGACUUUGCAGCUGAAAUCAGAAGAUCAAACCCUGGCAGUACCAUGUUUGCGAAUGCAAACAAUGGAAAGCUUGAGAACUGCUACAUGGCCUUAGAUGCAUGCAAAAGGGGUUUUCUGCUAGCUUGUAGGCCCAUUAUAUGCAUUUAUGGGUGUCACAUUAAGAACAAGUAUGGUGGAGUGGUGCUGACAGCUGUUGGAGUUGAUCCUAACGAUUGCAUCUUUCCCAUUGCAAUUGCCAUAGUAGAAUUGGAAGAUACUGUCACAUGGAAGUGGUUAUUGAACACACUGAAGGAGGAUCUAAACAUAGAAAACACAGCACCAUGGACAUUGAUGAGUGAUAGGCAGAAGGGGUUGAUCAAUGUUGUCAAUGCAAUGUUUCCUCAUGCACAACAUAGAUUUUAUGUGAGGCAUCUGCAUCAAAACUUUGCAAAGAACUGGAAAGGUGAUGUAUUCAAGAAUAAAUUGUGGAAAAUUGCAAGAGCUACACAUGAGUCAGACUGGAAGAAGUACAUGCAAGAGAUGAAAGAGCUGGACCAGGCGGCCUAUGAGUACUUGGAUGCAGUUGACCCAAGGCAGUGGUGCAAGGCCUAUUUCCAUGAACUCCCAAAGUGUGAUUUGCUUCUGAACAACAGCUGUGAAGUGUUCAACAAGUAUAUACUUGAUGCCAGAGAAAUGCCUACAGUUACUUGUCUUAAGAAGAUCAAGGACCAAUUAAUGACUAGGUUUUAUAGCAAGAAUCUAGAAUCUGAGGAGAUGUGUGGUCAAAUUUGUCCCAAAAUUAGAAAGAAACUGGACAAAAAUAUUAAGAUGUCCAACAACUGCACUGCAUUACCAGCUGGACAACACAUAUUUCAUGUUAUAGGCAUGGUUGGGGAGUAUGAUGUGAACAUACAAAAGGAGGAGUGCUCUUGUAGGGCAUGGCAGCUCUCUGGAAUUCCAUGUAGACAUGGAGUUGCAUGUUUAAGACAUGAAAGAACUAAACCAGAGGAUGUUGUCAACAAGUGCUAUAGCAUUGAUGCUUUCAAAGCUGCUUAUGGCAAGAUCAUAAUGCCAUGUAGCGAUCCUAGAGUGUGGCCUAAAACUAAUGGGCCUCAAAUGCUGCCACCAAACUAUGAGAAGAAAGUUGGUAGGCCUGGAAAGAAGAGAAAGAAGAACCCACUAGAGGAGGACAAUGGAACUAGGAUGAGCACACAUGGCAUUAUUGGACACUGUAGUGUGUGCAAUCAACCAGGACACAACAAAAGAAAGUGCCCUGAACUAGGUAGUGGACAACCAACAACAACACAAGAUCCUGGAGCAGCACAUGAGGCAGGAGCAGAACAUGAGCCAGCAGCAGAAGAGGCAGUAGCAGAACAUGAUCCAGCAGCAGAACAUGCAGCAAUAGAACAUGUGCCAACAACAGAAGAUGAGCCAGCAGUACAAGAGCUACAACCAAUUCAGGUUGUGCUUCCAGAAACAUAG
This is a messenger RNA of Aegilops tauschii subsp. strangulata, 1773 nucleotides long. RefSeq lists its product as uncharacterized. The record is from RefSeq and is a predicted model, not a curated record. Gene Ontology annotation, molecular function: zinc ion binding; nucleic acid binding. NCBI's taxonomy places the organism in Eukaryota, Viridiplantae, Streptophyta, Magnoliopsida, Poales, Poaceae.